Molecule: messenger RNA, 2591 nt
Organism: Dunckerocampus dactyliophorus (ringed pipefish)
Lineage: Eukaryota; Metazoa; Chordata; Actinopteri; Syngnathiformes; Syngnathidae
Gene: tfcp2
Product: transcription factor CP2
Exons: 16
Coding region: 394-1884 (496 amino acids)
Biological process (GO): regulation of transcription by RNA polymerase II
Cellular component (GO): nucleus
Molecular function (GO): DNA-binding transcription activator activity, RNA polymerase II-specific; RNA polymerase II cis-regulatory region sequence-specific DNA binding
Source: RefSeq, a predicted model, not a curated record
CUCACCUUGCCAAGAAAACAGGAAAGAAGAGCCACAAGCGGAAAUUACGGCAGCGCCUCUUCCUGACUCGGUAUACAAACAAAAGCGACGUUCAAUUUAACACUUAUUUUGGCAGGCUCACGCUUAUUUGGCAGAACUCUCGGUAGAACGAAAUGCGUGGUGUCUGCUGAAAUGUUUGCGUGAAAGCUCCAUCGCCUCGGCUAGCUGGUUAGCAUGACAUGCUAGGUCGACAUGUUUGUUGUCGUGCUGGAGCGAAGGAGAGCGACAUGAUGGCAUGAAAACCUUCGCGGUGUUUGCUGCACGCUUUUCCACCGCAAGGCUGAAAGUUGUAGACAACUUGGACUGAAGGUGCUCCCAGGAACCAAACCUCGUUGAGAUCUGCACACAUUCAUCAUGGCCUGGGCUUUAAAGUUGCCUCUGACUGACGAAGUGAUUGAGUCUGGACUGGUCCAGGACUUUGAUGCCAGUCUGUCAGGCAUCGGCCAGGAGCUGGGCGCCGGGGCGUACAGCAUGAGCGACGUCCUGGCCCUGCCCAUCUUCAAGCAGGAGGAGUCCAACUUGCCGCCGGACGCCGACAACAAGAUUCUUCCCUUCCAGUAUGUCCUUUGUGCCGCUACCUCGCCAGCUGUCAAACUGCAUGAUGAAACACUCACCUACCUCAAUCAAGGGCAGUCCUAUGAAAUUAUCAUGCUUGAUAAUCGGAAAAUUGGUGAACUCCCGGAAAUCUCUGGUAAAAUGGUUAAGAGCAUCAUUCGCGUGGUGUUUCAUGACCGUCGACUUCAGUACACGGAGCACCAGCAGCUAGAAGGCUGGCGCUGGAACAGGCCUGGAGAUCGUAUUCUGGACCUAGAUAUCCCCAUGUCGGUCGGCAUCGUGGACCCCCGGGCCAACCCCACCCAGCUUAACACUGUGGAGUACCUCUGGGAGCCGUCAAAAAGAACCUCUGUUUUUAUCCAGGUUCACUGCAUCAGCACGGAGUUUACCAUGCGGAAGCAUGGCGGCGAGAAGGGCGUUCCUUUCCGAAUCCAGAUCGACACGUUCAAAGAGAACGAGGGCGGCGAGUACACAGAGCACCUUCACUCCGCCUCCUGCCAGGUCAAAGUUUUCAAGCCUAAAGGUGCCGACAGAAAGCAGAAGACGGACCGGGAGAAGAUGGAGAAGAGAGCACCGCAGGAGAAGGAGAAGUACCAACCCUCCUAUGAAACAACCAUUCUCACCGAGUGUUCUCCCUGGCCCGAGGUUACGUACGUCAACAACUCCCCAUCGCCGGCCUUCAACAGCACACCAAACAGCUUCUCGGUGGCAGAAGGAAACGGUUCACCAAACCACCAGCCUGAGCCUGUUGUUCAGGUAGCAGAUAAUUUGUUACCUGCGGCCACACCACAAGAUGCACAGCAGUGGCUUCUCCGAAACCGCUUUUCGCCCUUCUGUCGUCUCUUCACCAACUUCUCAGGAGCGGACCUGUUGAAGCUGACCAGGGAGGAUGUCAUUCAGAUCUGUGGCCCAGCAGACGGUAUUCGGCUUUUCAAUGCACUAAAAGGACGGGUGGUGCGUCCGAGGCUGACCAUCUACGUGUGCCAGGAGUCUCAGCAGGCGCGCGAGCAGCAGGCCAAGCACGAGAAUGGAGACGCAGCCAACAACACUUUCUUCAUCUACCACGCCAUCUACCUGGAGGAGCUGACAGCCGUCGAGCUGACGGAGAAGAUCGCCCAGCUCUUCAACAUCUCUCCCAGGCAGAUCAAUCAGAUCUUCAAGCAGGGUCCCACCGGCAUCCACGUGCUGGUCAGCGAUGAGAUGAUUCAGAACUUCCAGGAUGAAGUUUGUUUCGUUUUGGACACAAUGAAAGACGACUCCAACGACGGCUACCACAUCAUCCUGAAGUGACCAGCAGCCUGUCAGCCUCCCCCAGCCCGCAUCACUCGGACGCCCCCAGCAGUGAAGCCUCUGGAGGCAUUUUCCUUCCCUCGCUUCAUGUCUUAUUCGGGGGAGGGAGUGACUGUUACCACGGUGACGAAGCCUUUUGCCUCUUUUUCCCUCCUCGACAGGGUUGCUUUCCUUUCCUCUCCUUUCGUUUACGUCUCUGGAGCCAGUUUGGCUGGGGCGAGCAGCGGCGUCUGGAAUCUGUGUGUGUAAAACAAAAAAAACAACAAUUCCGUUAAAGCAGCCAGUGGCAUCAGGGACUUGAAGGAAAAGUGGAGUCCAGCGAUUAACACGCUUAGCAUCUUUAGCUAAUGUCCUCUUGCACUAAUGACAAACAGAAGACUUUGUGUCAGUGGUCGACUUGUGGCAUUACUGCAUUUCAGUUGGGCCCCAAAGUAGAUUUGGAAAGUAUUUUCCUAACACCUCACCUCAUGAAGUGUUUUUAAUUGUCUUUGUUUUUUUAUGCAAAUGCUAUCAAAAGGUCCCUGCUUUGGUGAUCCGUUAGACGUUUUAGAUGUUUGCAUUCACUCAUGUCCCUGUGAUGCGUACGCAACCACGUUCCACUCUUUCAAAUGCCUGCAAAAAAUAAAACUCCUUUUUAAAUUUAAAAAAAAGGAACAUGGGAUUGCCAUCUAUCUGGUUUGAUUUUUUUUUUUUUUUUUUUUUUUUUU